Staurois parvus is the source of this 516-nucleotide messenger RNA. Lineage: Eukaryota; Metazoa; Chordata; Amphibia; Anura; Ranidae. The record is from the annotation of a GenBank genome assembly.
AGAGAUGCUGGAGAUCAGCACAUUAUUGAUGUGGUUCUGAAAAUGCUGCAAGAGCAACUAGCAGAGGUGGCUGUCAGUGCUAAGAGAGCUGCCCUAGGAGGAGCUGGCAUCACGGGACCACCUGGACCUCCAGGACCACCAGGACCUCCAGGAGAGCAAGGACCACAUGGACACCAUGGACCACGUGGUAUCCCUGGAAUUAUUGGAGUGAUGGGUCAAAUAGGAAACACAGGACACAAAGGAAAACGAGGAGAAAAGGGAGACCGUGGUGAGACUGGACGUGGUCACCAGGGUAUGCCUGGACCCCCUGGUAUUCCAGGUCUCCCUGGUAUUCCUGGUCACGCCAUUGAUGGAAAAGAUGGAGAAAGAGGUCCAGAGGGAUCAGCAGGAGAGGCUGGCAGACCUGGGCUACCUGGUCCAACAGGUCUCUCAGGAUUUUGUGAGGCAGCAGCAUGUUUGGCAGCGUCUGCAUAUGCUCCAGCUUCUCUGACUGAACCCGGUGUCGUCAAAGGUUAA